Molecule: messenger RNA, 1539 nt
Organism: Penicillium atrosanguineum
Lineage: Eukaryota; Fungi; Ascomycota; Eurotiomycetes; Eurotiales; Aspergillaceae
Product: Zn(2+) transporter ZRT3
Exons: 3
Coding region: 1-1539 (512 amino acids)
Biological process (GO): zinc ion transmembrane transport
Cellular component (GO): membrane
Molecular function (GO): zinc ion transmembrane transporter activity
Source: RefSeq, a predicted model, not a curated record
AUGGCUGCCAACGACCUCCGGGGCUGGGUCAUGAGCGGCGUCUCAGGCGUCGCCUGUGUACUCGGUUCGGCCGUCAUUUGCGUCGAUCUAGUGCUGCGGCAGUUCUCCCACAAUAAGAGCUUCCAGAUCGCGAACAGCAACAACUUCCUGUCGGCGUCGCUAUGCCUGAGUGCGGGGGUAAUGCUCUUUACCUCUCUUUAUAGCAUGCUCCCCACCUCGAAAGAGUACCUGACGCGUGCCGGCUUCUCUCCCUCCGCCUCUGCGUAUAUACUAGUCAGUCUCUUUCUGGCCGGUGUCGUUGUCAUCCGACUUGCAUCGGGGUUUAUCCACCGCUUUAUCCCAUCUCAUGUGGUCGAUUGCGCGCACAGUCAUGCCUCCCCGGAAGAAGAUCCCGAACGCGGCGACGGCCAUGCGGGCGGACAUGAAGAUCACCAUCACCACCACGAGGCAAAUGGACACACGGAACAUACGCCUCUGUUACGGCCACAAAGGUCACAAAGCUUCAAGUCGACUCCCGCCGUGUUGCAGCGCACAACAUCCGGCUCCAAUACCGUGAAACAGGAAUCUCUACGCGACAUACUGGGCCGGCGGAUUAGCUCCCUCAUGGGCGGUGUCAAACCGCUGUGCGAUGAAAAUGGUCCUUGCUUUGGCUUCUCGCAGACAUGCGGCCGUGAAUGUACAAAAGUCCUUGCGGCCAAGACGCCGCCGCCACCGAGCAUGAGCACGAAUGAGGUCACCCGGCCCACCCUGCCACAGCAUCAGAGCAUCACAGUACAGCCUGACCCUGAGCGUCGUAUACAGGCAGACAGUAGCAUUGAUUACUAUAGCACUACAUCUGACACCGGGUACUUCGAUGCGAUCUCCUCGCAGCAUCCUCUUCACGGCACGACGGGCUCUGCAUCCUCGUCCAAGUCUCAAUUGCAAACGCUGCGCUCGGAGAAUCAUCAUCAAUCAGACACAAACCAUGACGCCCAUGCCGACCCUGAUGACAAUCAUGACUCGGAAUCAUCUCCAAACAAGGCUGGUGGCGAUACUCACCACCAUCAUGUCCCACAGAACGCCUUCCUCUCCAUCGGUCUACAAACCUCAGUCGCAAUUGCCUUACACAAACUCCCAGAAGGCUUCAUCACAUACGCAACCAACCACGCAAGCCCUACCCUUGGCUUAACUGUAUUCCUAGCCCUCUUCAUCCACAACAUCGUCGAGGGCUUCGCCAUGGCUCUCCCCCUUUACCUAGCCCUCAAUUCCCGCUGGAAAGCCAUGUUCUGGUCCAGCCUCCUAGGCGGAAUCAGCCAGCCCGCCGGCGCCGGCCUCGCGGCCUUAUGGAUCUGGGGCUCCGGACACACCGGCUCUGACUCAAGAGGCCCAUCAUGGGGUGUCUACGGAGGCAUGUUUGCCGCGACAGCCGGAGUCAUGACGUCCGUUGCUCUGCAGCUGUUCAGCGAGGGACUCGGUCUGACCCACCGUCGCGGCAUGGGCAUUGGCUUCGCUGUGGCUGGGAUGGGACUUAUGGGGCUGAGCUUUGCCUUGACGGCGUGA